AUGAGUCCCGUACAGAAACUCGUCGAGCUACGGCAACAAUGGAACGAACGAGCUGGAGCUGAACCAUUGCUUUCGGACAAAGAAGAAGUAGGCGAGGACGCACCUCGACAUGAUCCAAUUUUGGAAAGACGUCAUCGCUGGCUGGAGGCGUGUCGCGCAACGCUGCUCUCGAGACGGUCACUGGUAGAUGCUGUGCUCCUCGCCACUGUGGCGUGGCUAGUUCUAGCAAGGCAGUCUUCGACGAAAGAGUGCCCGAGGGAAGUCGUUGGCGACGUCACGGGUGUCUUUCCCCAAUUCUCGCAAAAAAUCAUCACCUUCAAGCACGACCCCGACUUCGUUCCCGAAGAUGGACACAAAUUCUUCACCAAUGAAACCAAGCAGAAGUGGCUAGACCUAGUACCUAAGGGUCUAGGUUGGAUUAAAGUAGACCAUCCGCGACAGUAUCAGGACCUCCCCGAACCAAUCAAAGACUUUGGAGGACCUGACCAGCCCGUUUUUACAACAUCCGUUACACAUCAACUGCAUUGCAUUUACGGAAUCGCUGAAGCAUACUCCGGCUUGAAAGCGAAUCCAUCCCAGCACGGUGAGCGGAUGCCGUGGCAUGUCAAUCACUGCUUUGACUACCUCCGACAGAGCAUUAUGUGCGCUGGCGAUCUGGCUGUCGAGGGCCAAGAAAAGACAUUCCCCGAUGGUAUUGUGGGAAGCGAUGGAUGGGAUGGGAAGCAUGUCUGUAGAGACUAUGGCGAGAUCUAUGAUUUCUUGGACGAACAUAGGGCGACCGAAGACCAUUGGAUUUGA
Colletotrichum phormii is the source of this 798-nucleotide messenger RNA. RefSeq lists its product as uncharacterized. Gene Ontology annotation, biological process: mycotoxin biosynthetic process. NCBI's taxonomy places the organism in Eukaryota, Fungi, Ascomycota, Sordariomycetes, Glomerellales, Glomerellaceae. The record is from RefSeq and is a predicted model, not a curated record. The transcript is spliced from 4 exons. Bases 1 to 798 code for a protein of 265 amino acids.